Molecule: messenger RNA, 3328 nt
Organism: Cottoperca gobio
Lineage: Eukaryota; Metazoa; Chordata; Actinopteri; Perciformes; Bovichtidae
Product: rho GTPase-activating protein 4-like
Exons: 22
Coding region: 142-2679 (845 amino acids)
Biological process (GO): signal transduction
Source: RefSeq, a predicted model, not a curated record
CAUCCGUGUCCAAUGUGAGGGGGAGGUGAAACAGUUGAGAGCUUACUGUGCUAUUAACUGGCAUUAUUUAGUUGCCUCAGUCUGGAGAAGAGACGAGUCAAGACUACUCUCCCGUCAGAAUUCCACCCAGUUGGAUCAACAAUGACUUCCCAUGUGAAACUCCGGAAGGAGAGAGUCGGUGUGGUGGACUACGACACACAAGUCAAAGAGGUGCGUUGCCAACUUGUAGACCAACUGAAGGUGUUGGACUUGCAACUUGAGCAGAAGAGCCAGCAGCUGCAAGACCUGACAGACUACCUGCGGCGGCGGGGUGAGCUUGAAAGCGAGUAUGCCCGCUCCCUGGACAAACUUGCUGAAAAGUUCACUUCUAGGAUCAAGAGGAAGGAGCCCAGCAGUCACUCUGUGUCCCAGCUCUGGCUGGCCCUGCUGUCCCAGACCCGCCAAGAAAGUAAGGACCACAAUGGACUUAGUGAGCGCUGCAGCAACUUCCUCCUCCAGCCCCUCACACAUUGCCUGGAGUACACACAGCGCCUUGCAAAGAAGAGUAAAGACAUCUGUACUCAGCUUCAAGACGGGCUACUAAAGGUUACCACAGAGCUACAGACAGCAUGGCGGACAUACUACCAGUACCACUCAGACUAUUUGUGUGCAGAGGGGAAGCUGAAGGAGGCAGAGAAACAGGAGGAAAAGCAUAAGCAGAGUGUUUCUAAAAAGCUGGAGAGGUUGAUAGAAAAAAGACAAGGUAAGGUCCAAGAGAUCAACCUGAAGUGCAGCAAGGCCCGAAACGAUUACAUCCUAAACUUGGCUGCAGCCAAUGCCUCAAUGAAUAAGUACUACCUCCAAGACAUCUCUACUCUCAUAGAUUGUGCAGAUGUAGGGUACCACCUCUCUUUAGGCCGGGUGAUGCAGGCUUACCUGUCCAGUCGGUGGCAGACCCAGCAGAACCUGAGUACAGGGCUGCACCAGCUCCAGAGCACCGUCUCAGGACUGGACCAGAGUCGGGACAGAGACCUCCUCCUGCAGGAUCACUAUAACACCUUCUGUAUGCCCCUUCGCUUCUCCUAUCAGCCUCAUGAUGGAGACCAGGUUUCCGAGGUGAGUGCAGAGUGUGAGAUGAGAUGCGAGCUGGAGACCAGAUUCAAACAGAUACAAACCAGACUGAAGGCAGUCACAGAGGAAACCGAGGAGGCUAGUAAGCACAUGUUGGCGGCCCAGUCUUCCCUGCUGGAGAGUAUCGGGGAUGAUGAUCUGGAGCCCAGCAGUGGGUCGUCUCAGGAGGGCAGCACCGAGAACCUGGCGGUCAAGCCCAGUGUGACCCGCCGCAGGGCCAACAUGCAGGAAACGGAAAACCUCUACUUCACUAGAGUAAAAGAGCACCUCGUAGGCAGCUCCCUGGUAUCUAAACUGCAAGCCAAACACGACCAGCUAAAAGUGGCUGUGGAAAAAGAAGAAACAAAUGGACAUCAGCCUAGAAACAAUGGAAAGUCUCUGCUUGUCAGGAGGAAUCACUCAAGUGCCAGUUUGCUGCACAACCACAAACUUUUCAGUGGAGACAUGCUGUCCUUCAUAGAGGCAUCAGGACAACAGAUUCCAAUUGUUGUGGAAAGUUGCAUUUGCUUUAUCAACCUCAAUGGCCUCCACCAUGAAGGGAUAUUUAGAGUGCCGGGGUCUCAGAUCGAGGUCAACAACCUGAGGGAUGCAUUUGAGCGAGGAGAGGACCCCCUGGCUGAGCAGAGCUAUGAACUGGACUCAGUUGCUGGAGUGCUGAAGCUCUACUUCAGAGGUCUAGAGAGUCCCCUCUUCCCCGUCGACAGCACCAGCCAACUCCUGGAGCACGCCCAAAUUAAUAAUGAGGCAGAGAGGGCAGCUCAGCUCAAAAUGGUCAUCUCUUCCUACCCUGAGCCCGUCAUCAUUGUCAUGAGAUACCUCUUUGCAUUCCUUCAUCAUGUGUCUCAGUACAGUGAUGAGAACAUGAUGCAGCCUUACAACCUGGCUGUGUGUUUUGGCCCCAGCUUGGUAAGAGGGGCUCACGAUGAUGAUGUCGUCAUCCUGCAGCCUCAGAUCAACUACCUGGUGAAGAGCAUCAUCCUCCUGCACGAAAGCAUCUUCCCCAGCCCGAGCGACGUACAAGGACCAAUGUACGAGAAAUGCAUGACACUGGAACAAGCGGACUGUGAGCCUAUUGUUGAAGAAGGAGAUGUAGAAGCAGAGUACACCCAGAGCAAAGACGAGUUGGAGGCAGGAUCCUCAGCUGACAACAGCUCCAGCUCGUCUGCAGCACCAUCACAGAGAAAAGCAGAACGUCCUCGAGCAAACAGCGGCAGUUCAAUUGACAAAAGCAGGUUGACAGCUGGACAAGUUGGGGGCAUCAUCACUUCAGGUGCAAAGUUAUUGCUCCAGAUUCCCAUUGGGCCCCGGCGAGGCCACUCUCCUGGCUAUGUACGAAAAGUAUUACAGGAGCACUCGUCUUCGGAGGAUAUUGUCGUUACAGUGGACAAGGAGGUCUGUCGCCAGAUGGACUCGGUCUUCAUGGAGCUUAUCUCGCGGAAAGCACUGCAGGAUCCUCCUUCCUCCACCGCCUCCACUCCCUCUGCCCAAGCUCCACAAACGAAAGGGAAGCGGGAUGGACGCAGGGGGAGAGGAGUAGGGCUCUUCAGAGCAGCAGAGCAACCGGACUGAGAGGACUGGCAUCAGAAGAUGAAAUGGACAGAGGGAGAGAGAGGGAGAGAGAUGGAGAGAGAGAUGGAGAUGCUGUGCUCUGGCUGUAGUUUUCAGCACAUCAAGUUCUAGAAAACUGAGAUCUCUGACCCCUAGUCACUUCUCUGAGGUCCUUGUGAUUGGUUUGGGCUUCUUUCCAUAGGGUGACUCUCCAAUCAUAACUCUUUAUUUUUAUUUUUAUUUUUAUUCCUGUUUAAAAACAGCAGCUGCUGUGACUGCAAUACAAUGUGGAAACUGUGGAUUACUUGAAAUGCACAGAUGUGUUUUGUGUGCAGCUGAAUGUGGUUAUGCAAUUUAUGACUUUUUUUAUAUCUGCAUCUGUGUAGGUAUUGAUAUUCAACUGCUUCCAGUUUAAGCUCAGUGAUUUGUUUUGUUUUGUUUUGUUUUGUUUUGUUUUGUUUUUGUCUGCAAACGCACAUCUAAAUAAAAGCACACAUACAUUCUUCAUCAACUGUGUUUACCAAUAUGAGGUGGAGUUACAAAGUUGAUAAGACAACUGUGAAUACUGUAGCUGUAAGGAAUUUAUAUAUUCAUUAUUUCUAACUUUUCACUCUUUGAUCUUUCUGUAUAUCUAGGCUACAUGCCAAAUAAAUAUUUUGUCCAUUCUUGA